UCAGUAACAACGCCUCCAUAUAAACACAUACCCAUCCAUCACCACACCAUCACAUUGGAUUACGCGCAGCUUUACUUUCGUCCAGAGCCAACUAGUGGCCCCAUACCGCAGCAGUAUCAACAGUACCAGAAGUACCAACAGUAUCAGAAGUAUCAGCAUCAACCGUACCAGCAGAAGUAUUCACAGUAUCAGCAGUUGCCACAGCAUUACAACUACUACAACUACAACUACAAUCAUAAUUAUAAUAUCACCAGUUCACGUUCCACACCGACCCAUUCGCCCGCCCCCUCAUAUACACAUCUCCAUCAGCACUCGCAUCAUCAACAACAUCAUCUACAACAACAACAAUUACUUAUACAACAACAUCAAUUGCAACAACAGCAACUACAACUACAACAGCAGCAGCAGCAACAACAACAGAAGCAACAACUGCAGCAGCAGCAGCAGCAGCUGUCACAACAACAGGCACAACAAGCGUGCCAUUAUUAUACGGCGCCGCCGCCACCAACAACAACAACUAAGAGCAGUUCGAACCAUCACACGCCGACGCAUCACAGUUCAUCGUAUAGCGCAUACGGAUCGUACGGUUCAUACGGCGGUGGGACAUACGGCGGCGCUUAUCUCGGCACGAGUGGCAGCGAUAGCGGCGUAGGCGGUCUCACGCCCAUCGGACGCAACUAUCGUUGGUAUCACUCGAGUGGCAGCGGCGGUAGUGGCAGUGUUAGCGGUAGUGUUGGCAGCAAUUACCUUACUGCCGGCGCUCAUACAUACGGACGCACUUCGCCAGCGGCACUUGCACACGCGCGCCCAUUGCUCGCCUCCACAUCGACAGCGGCCAGCAGUUCGGUCGGUUGUGGUGUCGGCAGUAGCGCAUACGGUUUGGGACUUGGCCUGGGGCUGGGCCUUGAUCUCGACACCAGUGACUACGAUUACGAACGCGCGUCGCUACACUCUGGCGCUUACGCAUACAAAUCGUCGUCAUCGCGACGUGGCAGCAGUCUUGCUGCCGAUUAUCUAUUGGACGUUGCAGCACGUUGCAGCGUACCAUCGCCGGCACUCGAGGCCGAGCCGGAUACUGAUCUUGAACUCGAUCUUGAUCUCGAUCUCGACGUGGGCGUCGGCGUCGGUGUUGACGUUAACGACGUUGACCACAUUGGUCACGACAUUGGCUUGGGCCUUAACGUCGAGGAUCUUGAAGAUCUUGAUAUCCCGGUACCAGAACCGGAACCGGAACCAGAAACUGACGUACACGACGAACUUGUGCGCGCACUCGAACUUGAACUCGAUUUCGGGCUUGACUACAACACCACCACCACCAGCCAUCUCAAUUACGAUCUCGACAGCAGCACAGAACUCGUCGGACUCGACGAUAUCGAUAUUGACGAAGAAGAAGAGCCGAUACUAUCGCCUGUGCUCAAUCGGUCAUUGCGUCCAUUCACCUAUCCGGCGCUUACGAUCACAGCACCAGAGAAUAGUAUCGCAAGCGAAUCACCAAUACCAGUGGCGACACCGCCACCGACACCGACGGAUUUUCUCUAUCCGCAGUUGUCCGUACACAGCAACAAGACGUCACCACAACAGCAACAGCCACAGCUACAGCAGCAGCAACAACAAUACCAGCACCAAAUACAACACUACCACCAACGUACAACGACGACGCGUUUACCACAACACGACGACAGUUGCGAGGAGUUCAACAACAUUACCGACGAUCCGACGUCCUGCGUCGGCCAAAAUAGAAUGAUGGUUAGCCGUUUGUGGAACAGUUGUUUCCCCAAAUUCACGCCGGAGCAUGUGCACCGGCACAACUUCUACUUGUGUCAGUGGCAACGCAACACCCAAGUACGCAUAGUCUAUCUAUUUUAUCGCUGGCUAACGGCAAUUACCUGCCUAGCCGCACUCGUUUGCUCACUACUUGACAUCGGACGCACUGAAGAGCACUUCGAGAAUCACUAUGCGAAAUGGUGGAUCUACUUGACACAUUGGGGACUGCUCUUUUGUACGGUACAGGCGUGGCUGGCGGCGUGGAUUGUAACGCAGGGCAUGAUGGUGGAACGUGAAGAUUUCGAGGUUGUGCGUCAGGUGCGCAAGAGCCGCCUGCAUCAUAUCUACUGGGUGCUAUACACAUGUGCCACCGUCUAUUCGUUCAUCAUAACGAUGUGCUAUUGGCUAUUGGUGCAUGAUCCAGAAAUCCACAAAAUAGAUGCUUUAAAUAUAAUGGUGCAUGUGUUCAAUUCGGUGAUUAUGCUCAUCGAUUUAGCUAUUGUCGGACAUCCGAUUAAAUUGAGUCAUGUCUACUUUACGACCGGCAUCGGCUUGGCUUACGGCAUAUUUACGGGUAUUUAUUUCCUGGCUGGCGGCACAGAUAGAAAGAACAACGUCUACAUUUAUCCCAUGCUGGACUGGACCAAACCGGGCAAAGCCAUAAUUGUCACGGUUUGUGCCAUAAUCUUCGUGUUUGUAGUGCACUUCUGUUGCUAUCUGCUCUACCGUACGCGCGUCUGGCUCUUUACCAAACUGUGCAUACGCGGCGCGCACAACCGCGACGGCGACAUGGGCGAGGGAUUGCACGAUGAGUCGACGGCGCGUCUGGGCGGCGGCACCUCGCAGGAAUACUCGCAUCAACAGCAAUAUCCGAUAUUGCAUUCCGAGCAGCCGCGCGGCACGUAUCAUCAGCAUCAGCAUGGACAGCCACAGCCACAGCAACAACAACAAUAUCAGCAGCAGCAGCCACAACAACAACAACAACAGCAACAAUAUCAGUCUGGCGGAAAUGUACAAACAGUGGUCAUGGUAAGUGGCGGCGGAGGCAGCGGUGGUGGCGGAGGUGCCGGUACACAGCACACCACACCGCCUUACUAUCCGCAGUAUUCCGGCUAUCAGCAGCAGCCCGUUGUGGCGGGCGUGAAUGUCGGUGUGCUCAGCGCUGGUGGCUACUAUCAACCGGAAAACAAUAAUCAAAAUAAGCAACAGCAACAACAACACAAACAACAACAGCAGCAGCAGCAACAGCAACAGGCACAACAACAGCAGUCACAGCAGCAGCCGCAACACCAACAACAACAACUACAGCAACAGAAGCACUCCUCACCCGGCACUGGCAGCGCAUCCGGCUUAAGUCGCACCGUCGCCCACUUGGAUGCGGCACAGCGCGAACAAUUCCUGAAUCCAAACAAGAUUGUGGAAUAUAAAAUGUAAAGGCGUUGUACCCGGCACCGAUAUACGUUCCACUUGUCCAUGAAAUUCUUGGAGAAACACUGUGCGCAAUGUCAGGCGGCCAAGCGACGCGCCGAAGCCGAAGCGGAAGCGGAAGCGUAUGCCAAGGCGGAAGCACAAGCGGCCAUCGAAGCGGCGGAGAAGGCAGCAGCCGCAGCGCUCGAAGCAGCCGCCAAAGUCAAAUCGGAAUGCGCGAAAUGCUGUUGAGCCGACCGACCGUUGGCCGAGCGAUGGCUUUAUUGUGUUGUUGGCGUCUCACAGUGUGCCUGGGUUUUUUGUAACUAUUUGAGUGUGUGUUGUUGUAUGUGUGCGCACAUUGUUGGUGUUGGUGUUAGGUUCAAUUCAUUACUAUUAACAGACAGUGUUCACAGUGGCUCCGUUGUUAUGGUGUCGGGUAUUGUGUCGUUUGCAUUUAUGGUGAACGAAAUGCGAGCGCUAUCGGGGAACAGAAGACAAAUUUGAAAAAGAAAAGGAAGCAGAAAAAACUUGAAGAAAUAUGGAAGUAAAUUUUAUAUGAAUACAAAUGCGGUAUGGGGCCUAUGGUGGGUUUGCAUAAUUUUUAUAAACAAAUAAACGUACAAGUUAGUGUUAAUGUAGCAUGCCGAAGAGAGUUGUGGUUAUGGAGAGCAGAUGUUUAGAGACUUGUUUGCCGUUUCAUAUGUGUUCCUUUAAAAGCCGAGUUCGUAAUUGUAUCUUUUCUUAAUUACAUAUAAUAUAUAUUAUUUAGAAAUAUUAUUAAUUAUUUUUUGUUAGUAAUAAGUGAGAAAGUGGUAGCAGUAGAGCAGCAAGCGAGAAUUGAAGAGGAGUUAAAGGAAAAUGAAAAAUUUAAUUCAAUUGAUUUUAAAGAAAUUUAGUACAUUUUCGUAAUAAAAUCAUUUUAAUAUUUAAUUAGUUAAUUUUUUUUAUUUAAAUAAAUUUAUAGAAUUUCUGGAGAAACACGCAGAAGCUAAUUUAUUUAUAUAGAUUUAUAAAAUUAAUCAAAUUAGUAGCACAUAUCAGAAUUGUCAAUAGCAUAUUUUCUUAAGCGGCUAUACCAGUGUAACCCAUGAAAGAUUAUAUAUUCGUGAUUUUUUUUAGGAAAGUACUCGAUGGUAUGUUUCGAAGUUUUUUAAACGUAAUUCCAUAUAAUUUUUUUACAAAAAUAUUGAAAAAUAACGGAGUUAUAUGCUAUCUUCGGAGGUGCCAAAAAAAGUUCCCUAACUGCUGACAUGAUGCCGGCCGAAUGAAGCUGAAACAAAAAAAUUCAAAAAUGGUAUUAAAGUUGAAGAUAUGUCCUAUAUAAUGACCUACGAUUUUCGAAAAAUAUCAAAAAUUUACAAAACGUUGUUCUGAAAAAAUGUCGUUUUUUAAGGUAAAAAAAAUUUUAGAUUUUUUAAUUACAAUUUCAAACAAUCAAAAGGAUCGUAGGUCAUUGUAUAGUAAAUAUAUUCAAGAAUACUCAGUUUCAAUUUGUCGAUUGGUCAAUUUCUCGUUGAGUUUUGAUGUCGGCAAUUUUGAGAAAUAUCGUUUCGAGAAAAGCGCAUUUAAAGUUUCAACUAUAGAGAUUUAUACCUGCAAGCGGUCGCUCUUUAGAAUGCUGACAUUCAAAAACUAUUCAAUACAGGAUCUUACCGAUUUCACAGGAUAUUUUUGAAAGCAUAAACUAUCGAAUAAGCAAAAAAAAUCGUUUUUUUUUAAAGUGUCACACUGGUAUAGCUUCUAAAUUACCAUUUUAACGCUUACUUAAACAGUUAAAAAUUGUUUUCAGCAGUAGCAGUAUUUUAUUUAAUUUUAUUUUGAGGUUAUGAAAUUUUUUAGCUCACGUUCUUCUACUAAAGCUUAGUUAUAAAGAAUAUAAAAGUAAGAUGUCAAUUACACCUAUAAAUUAAGAAUAUUUCAAAAAUACUUGUUAAUAAUUAAUUAGUUAAAUAAAAUAUAUAUUAGGUCUACAACUUUGCUUCCACCAUUUUCCAAUAAACGUCACUAGGACCAAGCACUGGUCGAUUAAAUCGAUUAAAUCGUUUUAUAUCGAUCUUUGACAUUUGUGUCAACAUUAACCCAACAAAAUUUUGUAGAGAUCUGUUUGCAUCCCAAAUUUAUUCUCAACUGAAAAUGUCACUUUUCGAGCCGAAUUCUCGACAUUUGCGGAAGAUUUUGCUUUUCUUUUUUAAUAUUUUUAUUAUUAUUAAUUUCAUUUUUAAGAAAAGUGCGGCUGAGACUCAUCUCAUGCUUUCGGAUACGUACGGUGAGGCUGUCCAAAGUGAAAAAAACCUUAAAUUUACAAUAAAAAACGGCAGAAGCAAAGUUGUAGACCAAUAUUUAAAUUUUUUUCUUAAUUUUCAAAUAAUAUAAUUGUAUUAUAUAUACAUUUUUUUUAAAUGCUUUUGUUAAUAAUUAAUUAAUUAGCUAGUUAAAUGAAAUAUAUAUUUAAAAAAAAAUUGGUUUAAUAUUUUAAAUAAUGCUUCAUUAUUCUGUUUUAUAUUUUAAAUUAAAAAAAAAAACAAUCCAAAAUCAGUUGCAAUUUUUUUAAAACAUUCCAAAUGUAACGCAUUGCCUUAUACCUGAAAAAUGAGUUAAAAAUAGUUUAUUCCGUAUGUUUUAUGUAUUGAGUACAAUAAUUUAUGCAUAAAAUGCAAAAAUGAAUUAUAAAUUAUUGAAAAAAAUUAAAUAAUAUUUUACUAAAUACAACUUAGAUAUAAUAACAUUUAUUUUUUAGCAAAAAUAGCCAAUAUUUAGUAAAAUUACAAGAAAA
Molecule: messenger RNA, 5947 nt
Organism: Zeugodacus cucurbitae (melon fly)
Lineage: Eukaryota; Metazoa; Arthropoda; Insecta; Diptera; Tephritidae
Exons: 4
Cellular component (GO): membrane
Source: RefSeq, a predicted model, not a curated record